CACUCUUGUUUUGAUAGUACACUCAAUAGAAAGACACAAAGAAAGAAAGAAAGGACAAACAGAAAUAACAAAACCUUCCAUUUCAAGAAAGCAUCAUCUUUGUGUGUCCGAAAAAUGGAAGAUCUCGACCAUGAGUACAAGAAUUACUGGGAAACCACAAUGUUCUUCCAGAAUCAAGAACUCGAAUUUGACAGUUGGCCGAUGGAGGAAGCGUUUUCGGGUUCCGGCGAGUCGAGUUCGCCAGACGGAGCGGCAACGUCGCCGGCUUCUUCGAAGAACGUUGUCUCCGAGAGAAACAGACGGCAAAAGCUUAAUCAGAGACUUUUUGCUCUCCGGUCAGUUGUUCCCAAUAUAAGCAAGUUGGACAAGGCAUCUGUCAUCAAAGAUUCUAUCGACUAUAUGCAAGAACUUAUUGAUCAAGAGAAGACUCUAGAAGCAGAGAUCAGAGAGCUAGAAUCACGGUCAACAUUGCUAGAAAAUCCGGUAAGAGAUUACGAUUGCAAUUUUGCGGAAACUCAUCUGCAAGAUUUCUCAGACAAUAAUGACAUGAGAUCAAAAAAGUUUAAGCAGAUGGAUUACAGUACUAGAGUACAACACUACCCCAUUGAAGUUCUCGAAAUGAAAGUGACAUGGAUGGGAGAGAAGACGGUAGUGGUAUGCAUAACAUGUAGCAAGAAAAGAGAGACAAUGGUGCAGCUUUGUAAAGUGUUGGAGUCUUUGAAUCUCAACAUUCUCACUACUAACUUCUCUUCCUUCACCUCUCGUCUCUCCACCACCCUCUUCCUCCAGGUCACUCUCUCCCUCUCUCCCUCUCUCAUAUCUUUAUUUGGCAAUGUGAUUACUAGUACAAACUACAAAAUUCUAAAUGCAUCUAGAGAAUACUGUACGUGUCUUGUUUUGGUUUGACGCUCAUUUUGCACUCAUGGAGCGAAAUUAUAAAAUGUUAAUGGAAAGAGAUGAUAAUAUAGUUUAGAAGAUUCUUGCUAAUAAAGAAUGUUAGAUCAAUUGUAAUCAGCUAUAAAAUUAGUUUUAUGCACUUGUCGGACUAUAAAACACACCAACCAAAUAUAUUUGUCCAUUUUUAAUUUGUCGCAACUAUUCAGACUUUUAUAUACCAAAUUCAAAUCUUACUAUUUUCUUUUCUUUUUGGUUAUUUUGGGAGAAAAAUGGUCGUCUGACGGCACGUAGACAAAUCCUUUAGUGGACAAGAAUUAAUAAUAUGAAUAAAAAGCAUAUGACUAAGUGCUUUAGUAAAGUGGAUUGUUCUUUUGUUUUGGUAAAGAAAAUAUGUUAUCUUUACGUAAUAGUACAAAAAUGUAAUUCAAACUUACGAAUUGUUUGGAAAAUCACUAUCAAAUUCAAAAGGAUAACCUUUAGACGGACCCAUUUAAUUACUACUUUUCUCCCACCUGUCUCCAUUAAGUGGACCUUAAUUCACAUUACACCUUAAGUAUAUAUAGUCAGUAAUAUCUUAAUCAAUCAAUUAAAGCUCCAAUUAUUGAGGUUGCCUCGAGCCCAUCACAUUUUUUUCGAAUUUCGCCUUGACUUUUUCUGAUAGGGUUAGAUUCUCUCAAAAGUUAAAUGUCAUAUUCCAUAAAAAAUUAGGAUUAACUUAAUCAAAAAAUUAGUGUGUGAAAUCUCAAGUGCCUCGUGUCCCAGAAAGUGCCGUCCAAGCAUAGUAGCACUAGAAAAACGUGGCUAAUUUAUAACCUCACGCGGUUCAACGUUUGUCUCUUUCACACUUUUAGCACGUGACUUUUCUAGCACUACACCUUAUAUCAAUUCUUAACUCAAAUUAACAAUAGGCUACAAAUCAACUGUAGCCAAUUAGCAAGUUAUUUGUGUUAACUAGUUGUAUAUGGUUCAUAAGGUCUUCAUUAUGCUAAUCAUUUUGGUAAAAAUUAGUUACUCCAAAUGAUAUCCAUAGCAGUUCAUGGUAGAAAUUAAGGUUUGGUCCUUUUUAAUAUAAGCAGAUUUGUUAAGAGUUAUUAUUUUGUGUUUUUACUCUAAAAAAUACAAAUUCAUUUCAUUAUCUCUAUCUAUUUGAUUUGUUUAUCAUCAUCAUAUACUAGGACUUUGGUGUAAACAAUCUAAUUACAAAAAUGCUAGUUUCGUGAACUAACGUUCUAUUUUUUUUGAAAAAGGUAAUUAUAUUAUAAGCUGUAGGUUGGAAAUUUUUGAUGACAACAAAUACGAGUAUUUCUUGCCUCACAAAUGAAUAUAAUAUUAUGUUGGUUUUCUUUGACAAAAAAGAAUUAUGCACCUUUAUAACAUUUUCUUGAUAAAAGAUAAUAUAAUCAGACGCUAAAAUUACAGUGAGGUAUAGACCAGUGGAGUCAUUGAGAGUUGGUGAAAUCAUACUCCAAUCAUUUAUCAAAUAAAAAGUCGAUCAUUUCAUUUCAAACCUGUCCUUAUCCGUCCUUUUAAAGAUUAUACAAAAACAUUAAACAAUGAUUUAUCCACCAAUCUCAUUUUCCACGGGAAAUAAUUAUAGUAGUAAUGCGUGCAGGUGUAUAUACACAAAUUUAUCAGUUCUAAUUUUCUUUUUACGUGCUGCCAAAAAAAAAGAAGUUUUUUUUGUCUGAUUCGUGUAAAACCUAAACACCCCUAAUUUUAAUAAUCUAUACUGACGUUGGACUUCCUAGAAUCCUAAUUUACUUCAAAAUUCUGUAAAGAUAUCGUAUGAUUGAAAUAAUAUAGGACUGUUUUAGUUUAUAUUGUGAUAGAUGUAUUAAUUAUAGUAAAUCGUUGAAUUUGCAGGCGGAUGAAGAAGAAAGCAG
This is a messenger RNA of Arabidopsis thaliana (thale cress), 2780 nucleotides long. Its product is annotated as basic helix-loop-helix (bHLH) DNA-binding superfamily protein. The coding region runs from base 115 to 906 and encodes 263 amino acids. The record is from RefSeq and is marked reviewed. NCBI's taxonomy places the organism in Eukaryota, Viridiplantae, Streptophyta, Magnoliopsida, Brassicales, Brassicaceae. Gene Ontology annotation, biological process: regulation of DNA-templated transcription. The transcript has 4 exons. Gene Ontology annotation, cellular component: nucleus. Gene Ontology annotation, molecular function: protein dimerization activity.